Messenger RNA from Chaetomium strumarium, 2196 nucleotides. RefSeq lists its product as uncharacterized. The transcript has 2 exons. The record is from RefSeq and is a predicted model, not a curated record. Bases 1 to 2196 code for a protein of 731 amino acids. NCBI's taxonomy places the organism in Eukaryota, Fungi, Ascomycota, Sordariomycetes, Sordariales, Chaetomiaceae.
AUGUCCCACCACUCCCCAUUCGCCGCGCUUGGCGCCCUCUCCUGGGAAAAGGAUCUCUCCUCCGGCGACCCGUCCUCGCUCGACGAACUCGUCUCCUCGACGCUAGCCAGCGCCGAGCUUCUCAUCAAGUCGCUCCCUACUCCAAGCCCACCAGGCUCACCGGUUCCCGCAGCCGGCGCCGGGAAAGGAGGCAGCGGCCGGGCACGCUCGCACACCGAUUCUGCGGCCGUCUCUCCCACCUCCCAGUCGCACACCAGCGGCACAGCAGCAGCCAAGGCGGCCAGAGACGAGAAGGACACAGAGGCCGUAAAGAAGCUCCAGAAGGAGUGGAAAGACCUCAAGAUCCCCCAGGGCGGCAGCAACAAUCCGCACAACAUCUCCAUGUACAAGCUCUCGGCCAAGGACGGCAAGUACGCGUGGUUUGCCCGGCGGAGCCUGCACCGCUCCGCGGGGACGUUCGAGCUGUGGGAGGCGGCGCUGAGGCGUGAGAUGCAGGAGACGCUUGCCCGGGUCGAGCGAGAACCGGGCAAGGAGCCCGGGACGGGGAAUAUCCGCGGUAUUGGGGGCGAGAGGAGAGUCUGGGGGUGGGAAGGGGAAGCGGGGAAGCUGGAUUUGUAUCAUGUCUCGGCGCGCUUCCCGGGACCGACGACGCCGCGCGACUUUGUGACGUUGCUUAUGAUGCCCAGGGAGGAGAAAUGGGGUCGUAAAGGUGGUGAAGGGAAGGAUCGUCCCACCCCAAGGCAGUUCAUGAUUGUCUCGAGACCGUGUGAUCACCCGGAUUGUCCGCCACGAUCGGGUUUCAUACGCGGUACGUACGAGUCCGUUGAGCUGAUCCGGGAGGUCCCAGUGGAGAAGCCCAUCCGGAGGGCGAGGUCAUCGAUCGAACUGAGCAGGGACGAGAUCAAAGAUGGCGCCAAGGGGACCGGGUUCGAGUCGGAAGGGGAGCAUAGGACUCGGCCGAAUAAGGAUGCUGAUGGGGCUGACACGGAAAUGGCGAUCGAGUGGCUGAUGGUCACGCGCAGCGACCCCGGCGGGAGCGUGCCCAAGUUCAUGGUUGAGAAGGGCACGCCAGGGGGUAUAAUCAACGACGCGGGCAAAUUCCUCAAGUGGCUUUCCUCGCAGACGCUGGAAGAUGUUACGAAACCACGCAGACCCCAAGAGGAUGCCGUGGAAACAAAACCCACCGGGGAGUCGCCAACCGAGGAGAAUCAGCCAGGGCAAGCCCCUGUCACUGCCUCGGUGCAGGACCAACUCCCCAAUGGCAGGACCGACCAUCACCACGAGGAAUCGCUGCCCGCUAGUGCCGGGGGCAUCUACGGCAUGCUUACCGGGGCUCUCGGCGCGGCAACCUCGGCGGUCGCGAACAGGGUAGCCGCCUUCGCCCCGUCAUCCCAAGCGACGGACUCGGACUUGAGCGACGACGAGAGCGAUACCACUUCCGAAGCCAGCUUUGCCUCGGCGGAAGAGGGCAACAAUGCCUCCCCACCCGACGACCCCCUUCCCAGCAACAACGCCCAGGACACCAGCAACAUCGAGACCGACGCCGCCUCGACCGUCUCCGAAGCCACCACCUCGCAGGCCCUGUCGCGCGAGCCGACGCCGUCGGCCGGCUUCUCGCAGGCACAGUCCCGGCACGAAAAGGAGCUGCGCAAGCUCCAAAGCCGCAUGCGCAAAGCCGAGGAGAAGCUCGAGCGAAGACGGGCCAAACACAGCAGCAACAAGACCACCACGAACACGAACACCAACACCAACACCAACACCAACACCGAGACUGCUGCCGACAGCACCGAUGCCGCCGCGAAAGAGAAAGAGGCCGAAGAGGACCAGGCCCUGGCCAAGCUGCGCGAGAAGCACGAGCGCGAAAUCGCCAGACAAGAAGAGAAGUUCCGGCGCGAGCUGGAGCGGCUGGCCCAGAAGCGGGCGGCCGAGGAGCGCAAGGCCGAGCAGCGGCGGCGCAAGCAGGCCGAGCGCGAGGAGCGGGCCAACCUGGCCAUGGAGCUGGUCCGGGUCCGGGCGGAGCGGGACGUGGCGCGCAAGGAGGUCGAGAUGCUGCGCGAGCGGGUCGGCGAGCUGCAGGGCCAGAAUACCCGCCUAGUGGCACGACUGGGCAGGGAGGGGAUCAAGGUGGAUGAUGUUGCCGAGUUGGAACCAAGGGCGGGGAGGGAGAAGGGGGAGGUUGGAAAGGGGGGGAAAUAA